CACCAGCGAAAGUCAAGCCGAUCGACACGCUCACCCAAGGGCCCAAUUUUAUUUUUUAUUUUUAUCCUCGCUCCACGCACGCCGGCCUGUCGCGUCAAGGUCCUCGACGCGCCUCAAUUUACGAGUCCAACUUUCAUUCGCUUUCCCUUUCACCCUCGCCCUUCUCCCCCUACCUCACUCUUUGCUUCAACACCUAGCGACACAUUGACGUGUACAGCUUUCCUAACGCCUCGACUCGUUCCGAUUAUGGACACCAGCACAUCACUUUAGUACCCGCAACACAAUAUAGACAGAACACGUAUAAUCAUACCGAGAUCCAUCGAGGCGAGGACACGGCCGUCAUGGACUUUGACUGGCAUGCACUCGUGUCGGGCGACCUGUCGGCAGCGACUGUCCCUUCUUCUUCGCCUGCGCUAGCGACCACCGCACUACCGCCAUCAUCGAAUCACAGCAACGGCAGCAGCAGCAGCAGUAGCAGCAGCAACGGCGGCGGCUGCGGCAGUAGGGACAAUGCAGGGAUCAGCGAAGGAGCGAGUGCAAACGGCUUGCACGCGUCGACAUCGUCCUCGUCAUCCUCGGUACCUUCCUCGUCGCCACAGCCAGGGAACACAUCUGCCUCAGCUCCACGCAGGAAUGGACACGAGCUCCCGACAAGGCUAAGAGAAAGGAGGGCUUCAAUGGAUGUCAAGGUCCUGUACACGCUCGAGUCGAGCCCAGACUCGACCAUGGUUGCCAGACUUGGAAAGGUCGCGUCCGUCGAGCUCAUCCAUCCGAGCAAGAGGGACCUGGCGGCUUGGAAAGAAGGGCCAAAGGCGCGGCGCGGCGAAGGGCCACCGCUCUUUGGAAAGGUGACGCUCAAGACGUGUCUGAGUGCUAUCUGCACAGCCAGCCCGGAGCUCAUCUUUGAUAGAACGCGCGACUAUAUCCUCUACGCCGUUGACCCAAUUGAGUCGCACAGGGCGACGCAAAAGAGACGCGCGCUGGUCGACUCAUCGAAUUCAAGGAUCAAUGCUCAAGAGGGGCCGUCUUCAACAAGGGCAAAUGACGAGCACCAGCAGAGCCCGUCGAAGGUGGCAGCGCGAUCCUCGUUUCUCGUGGGCAAGGGCCUCUUUAGCUGGGCGCUGGCCGAGCAGGGUGAUGGGGAGUCAAGCGUUGUGGGACGCGUCUGCUCCGAGCAUGCGCACGAGGAUGAGGACGAAGACGAGGACAGAGAAAGAGAAGGCGAAGACGACGAAGAUGAAGACGAGGGCGGUAUCCUCGAGGUCAAUAUCAGGCUCAAAGAGGCUCCCAGCAUCAGCCGCGACCAGUACUUUGACCGCGUUCGAGCAUUCCAGAGCGCUACAACGAAGGGCCGCUCAGAGACUCGCAAAGAGGGGCGAAAGGACAAGACAAAAGGCUCCAAGGGUGACACAAACUCUUCAACUCCGUCGAUGUCAUCUCCACCCCCUUCAUCACCAUUGGCCUCAACGUCGUCUGCGCUCGAGCAAAUGAGAAAGAUCGCGUCGAGAUCGUCAACGCCGGCUGCUCCAGGCGGUGCUUCUGCUCAACAACAAUUACUUCAGCUCCUUCAAGCCCUUCAAGCUCAAGGGCAAUCACCUCGAGACGCACCAAAAUUUCAAGCGACGCACGCGCCCGCUUCCGCGGCAGCGAGUGUACCUGUGGCGGCCGCGACAGCUGCGGCGGCAGCAGCAGCGACGCCCAAUGCACCUCCAAGCCAAGAUCUCAUGUCUCAGUUGCUGCAGUCCCUGAUGGGUGCUGGUUCUUCAAAUGCUUCCACGUUUGCACCACCAAGUCAGCAGCAGCAGCCUCCGAGGGAGGCAACGACAACGGUUAAAAAGCACCGGCCACCGGCAGCAGUGCACGCGGCGUCCAGCCCUCAAUUAGGCACCGUCUCACUUCCUGCACGCCGAAAAAGCCUGUCCACGGGACCUCCUCGUGCCGCAAGCGUCUCAGAUGCUGCUUCGCCAAUCUUGGGAGGCCUGACGCCUGGCUAUGAGACUGGCUACGUUUCGGGACCUAGCCCUGCCGCCAGCACGAGCGCCAUGCCCAAAGUCGAAAAGGCCCCAGAGGUAGCUGUGGCAAAGGAAGGCAGUGAGCGGGAGAGGCAGUGCUGCUACAAUUGCGGCUUGCGAGCGCAACCGGUAUGGAGAAUUGUGAUGUUGCCAGACGAAGAAGUGCGCUUCAGGGACGGUUCGGAGCACUGGCACGAGUCAUCCAAGUUCUACCGGGCGUGCAACGCUUGCGGCCUCUACUUCAACCGAUACAAUGGCAUCUCGAGGCCCGAACACGUCUGGAAGGAGGCGAUAAGAGCUUCGAAGAGAAAAGACAAGAGGAAAGUAGGCGAAGAGGAUGGCGAGGAGUCGAUGACUUCACCCAUUGACGGCGAAUUGGACGACGACGAGAGUGCAGAUGAGCUCCUCCUGCCUGGAGGCGUGAAAAAGUCGUUUUCUCGAACGUUGAGCGAGGCCUGCCAGCGCGACUCGGAGAGACUUGCGAGUGUCGAUGGCGAGACACCUGCGAUCCGUGCCGCAAGGAGGAAACAGGUUGAGGCUGUCAAGGCAACGUCAUGGGACAAGGCCAGGCUCAAGGACUUUGUCAUGGACCAGGAUGGGAAUUGGAGGACAAAACGAAGCGUCAAGGAGAAUCCCGGAGGGCGGCGACCUGGUCGACCAAAAGGAUCGAAGACGGGCAAGGGCGCGGGUCGGACUCGGAACCAAAUCUAUGCGGAAAGGCGAGCGAGACAACAGAUGAUGAUGGCCAACGAAGCGGCCGCGCAAAACGCGAUGGCCGAAGCUUCGUCGCGGCCAAUGCUUCCUCAGAAGCGCGCGACAUUUGCUGCCCAGUCUAGUCCCGUCAGGCCCUCGAAGGCGGCUCGGACUGCUUCGGCCUCUGGCACGGUUCCAUCGGCUGGUAUGGGCCUUACGCCGGGGACGAGCCCAGGCUACAGGUCGCGCUAUGGAGCAGCCGGUUAUCUUCUCGACUCGAGCCCGGCCACAGCUUUCCAGACAGUCUUGAGCGAGGCAGAGACUGACUGGAAUUCACUGUACGGCAUCUUGGGCCAGACACCUCGUCGAAGCCCGAGAAAGAAUCCGCAUGGAACGAUGAGCGGCUUGAACCCUUACGCCAGCACAGCUCAAGCACCUGCGAGCCCCUCGAGCGGCCGAGGCAAAGGACCGACCAUGGAUCACAGCGCCGGUGUGGCCCCCUUGGACCUCAUGGCUAUGACUAGCAGCAGCCCUCUGACACGCGGAAGGGUGCGAUCUGGCCAAUUUACGCUCGGCGAUACGGCGCUGUGGACCUCGAGCGACGGAUUGCAAGGAGGCAAGACGAGCGGGAACGGCUCCAGCAGCAUCACGAGCCCAGGCUCCCCCAGUCCCAGUCCGGCGAGGUUGUAUUCGAAGCUCGUCAAGGGCAAGGCUGCUGGCCCUGCCCUGUCUUCGGCAUCUAAGAACAGUAGCAGAGGGGUCCCCCACAAUCAGUUGAUGGCGGGCGCCAUGUCAAUCGAUGAUCUGCAGAUGCAAGCGAGCUGGGGAGCUGCUUCGUCCCCCUCUAGAGCUCGCAAAGCAGCUCGACAGGCUCGCAACGCACCUCCUGGUUCAUCAUCAACUUCGCAACAGCAACAGCAGAGCAAGAGCGAUGGUGUUCUCGAUGCAGGUCCAUUCAUGGGUCUCAGCGUCCUGGAGACGGAGGAUGACGAUGGGAUCAACAACUUUGUCGGAAAUGCCAGCCCUACCCUGGGUCGCUCUCUACGUAGGAAAGGUCACACUUCCAAGAUGCCAAUCCCCGAUCUCGAACUGCCACCGGCGUCAGCGCGUACCUCUCCCACGGUCGACUUUGAUUUCUCGACUGGAAGCAGCGGGAUUACUGUGCCUUCUUCCACCGAAGCCGCAUCUUCAAGCGCAGGUGUCAAAGUGGAAGCAUCGUCUGUUAUGAACCACAACGACGAAUACGACUUUACCGACUGGACACAAUCGUCCAGUAUGCGAGAGCUCUUUCCCACGCCCAGCCCAGUCAAAGGAUGGACCAAUGGUGGAUCAACAGCGCAAAACGGCGAACAGACCAAGGGCGAAACAAGCCCAGAUCCGACGGCUGCCCUUUGGAGCGACAGUCCAAGUGCGAGCGCAGCUGCUGCCAUCGCUUCGGCGGCAGCAGCGGCUGCGGCUGCGGUGGCCCCUGACACUCAGAUGCCGAUGGCGCCGAAGGAAGUCACCGUGACGGCCGAACCAGCUCUUAGCUCUGGUGUCGACAAAGAUGAGCAAGAUCUCCCGAAGGCAGAAAGCAGUCAAGAGAACGGUGCAAAGACGGAAGAAAAGGCCGAAUCUCAGCAGGAUCAGCAUCUCCAGAUCAUCCGCCACCGCAAACCCCUUCCAGCGACGGUUGAAGACGCAUCUCCGUCUGCAUCGUCUGCGAUGGGAGCUAAUGAUGAUCCAAUGUUUGGAAGUGACGAGGACGACGACGAUGAGGAAGACGAGCUGGAGGGAGAGGGCAAUCAGGCUACGACGCUGGAGAAGCUCAUGGAGAUGUUUGAGGAUCCAUAUGGGCUCUUGGCUGCUUCGGGCAUCGGAGGCGCAAACCGGAUCGAGCAGCAGGGCCAGACGAGCACCGCCAUUGAAACUACGACGACGACCGCAGGAGCAGCAGCAGCAGCCUCCACGAGCACGGCGGGAGAUCAGGCGCCGGCCCCAGAAGUCAGCUUCGAUCAUUUGGAGGCCAUCGAGCUUUUCCAAUCGAUGGACUUCGCAAAGCAAUUUGACUUCUUCACUCAGGCCGGCAGCACCGGCAUCGCGGCGCACCACGUCAUCGAGCCCGCAGAGGAGUCUUCUUCGGAAGGGGCAGCAGGUGCAUCUUCCUCGGUGAAGCAGGUGACGAGCAGCCACCAAGAAGCAGUCUAGGCGUGGUGGGUAAAGCAGUGGCAUUAUACAAAUUGGACAGAGCCGGAUGUACUUGUAUCGUAUCUCAAAUGGGUUAGUGAACCAAGAUGGGAGGGAAUCAAAUCAGUGAUAAUAUACAGC
Acaromyces ingoldii is the source of this 5012-nucleotide messenger RNA. RefSeq lists its product as hypothetical. The record is from RefSeq and is a predicted model, not a curated record. The transcript is spliced from 3 exons. Gene Ontology annotation, biological process: silent mating-type cassette heterochromatin formation; rDNA heterochromatin formation; regulation of transcription by RNA polymerase II. Gene Ontology annotation, molecular function: zinc ion binding; sequence-specific DNA binding. The coding region runs from base 342 to 4892 and encodes 1516 amino acids. Lineage: Eukaryota; Fungi; Basidiomycota; Exobasidiomycetes; Exobasidiales; Cryptobasidiaceae.